GUUGAUAUCUUCGUAAUGACUGAGCCAUCGUCGGGUAGGUGGGUGUACUUUGACACAGAGAUAUCCAACAGCAGUGGCCGAAUAUCCUACAACAUACCCAAACAGAAGAGACUGAGAGUUGGUGUGUAUCCCAUCAAAAUGGUGGUCAGGGGGGACCAAAGCAGUGCUGCAAGUUACCUGACUGUGCUUCCCCGAGGUAUGGAAUGUGUUGUGUUCAGCAUUGAUGGUUCAUUUGCAGCAAGUGUUUCAAUUAUGGGAAGUGACCCCAAAGUCCGAGCUGGGGCAGUUGAUGUUGUCAGGCAUUGGCAGGAUCUGGGAUAUCUGAUUAUCUAUAUUACUGGCCGUCCAGAUAUGCAAAAACAGCGUGUGGUGUCAUGGUUGUCUCAACACAACUUCCCCCAAGGGAUGAUCUUCUUCUCAGAUGGACUUGUUCACGAUCCACUGCGACAAAAGACCAUUUUUCUCCGGAAUCUCAUGCAAGAGUGCCACAUCAAAAUCUGUGCCGCAUAUGGUUCCAUGAAGGAUAUUUCUGUGUACAAUGUCUUGGCUCUGUCGCCAUCCCAGAUCUACAUAGUUGGACGAUCAACAAAGAAAUACCAGGCGCAGUGUCAAUUCCUCAGUGAAGGUUAUGCAGCCCACUUGGCCUCGCUGGAGUUCAGUCUCCAUUCACGACCCAAAAAGAACAACUCUCGGAUGAUAUUGAGAAAAGGCAGCUUUGGCCUCCACUCCCAACCCGAGUUUUUGCGCAAGAGAAACCAUCUCCGCAGGACUAUGUCUGUACAGCAACCUGACCCACCUUCUUCGAACCCCAAGCCAGAGCGUGCCCAGAGCCAGCCUGAAUCAGACAAAGAUCAUGACAGGCAUUUGCCCUCCAUUGCUUGGGUUCGAGGUGGAGUUAAGUUUGAAUCUGCUCCCUAGGAAGCUUGGGAAUAGAGAUCUUGGGUGCACCCCGUUAAACUUGUAGGCAUGCCUCAAAGAUAACAUUUGGGCAGCUUCAAACGAAGAGUUGUAGCGGGGAGCUGUACUUCCAGAGUCUUCCCUGCUCUGGAAUCUGCCACCUUACACCAACUGGGGAACUUCCACUCUGUUCCUCUUGUCUUGCUUAUUGUGAAAUUUUAAACCAAUCUAAAACUAUCGCAAGUGCUUAUAACGUGAAAGCAACAGGAAA
Messenger RNA from Merops nubicus (carmine bee-eater), 1168 nucleotides. Its product is annotated as membrane-associated phosphatidylinositol transfer protein 3-like. Gene Ontology annotation, cellular component: cytoplasm. Gene Ontology annotation, molecular function: phosphatidylcholine binding; phosphatidylinositol transfer activity; phosphatidylinositol binding. The record is from RefSeq and is a predicted model, not a curated record. Gene Ontology annotation, biological process: phospholipid transport. The annotation marks the transcript as partial. The transcript has 5 exons. NCBI's taxonomy places the organism in Eukaryota, Metazoa, Chordata, Aves, Coraciiformes, Meropidae.